UUAAUGCUAUUCCACAUCAACUUCAUAAAAGAACUACUAGGUUUGGAAAAUGUCGCCUCACUACUGCUAAUGGUUCCAUUGUCAUUCCAGACCUACUCACUGUAACAAUUUCACCUGAUCCUGUCGUCCCUGGAAAAGACGACACUUUUAUUGUUAAUGGAAAUCUAACAAAACCCAUUACCAAAAAUGACAGUCUUGUUAUUUUCUUUUCUGACAAUACUGAUGAUCCUCCUCCUGUAGUCAAACUCUUUACUGCGCAAAUUCCAACUGGAACCACAGUUAAUGUAACAACGAAUGUUCCGGUGCCAUCCCCAUUACCUCAACAAUACAGUAUUACAGUUGCUAUUGCCGACCAAUCUGUUAAUCCACCGGAUGCUAAAGCCUGUGCAGUAGCGGUAGCUUUUGUUGACGGUCCCCCUCCUUCUCAUGAUGCACUG
Messenger RNA from Scutellospora calospora, 437 nucleotides. Lineage: Eukaryota; Fungi; Glomeromycota; Glomeromycetes; Diversisporales; Gigasporaceae. The record is from the annotation of a GenBank genome assembly.